AUGGCUUCCGAUGCUGAUAUGGAGGACUAUGGAUUUGAGUACUCUGAUGAGGAACAAGAAGAACAAGAUGUUGAUAUCGAGAAUCAAUAUUACAAUUCAAAAGGUUUGGUUGAAACUGAUCCAGAAGGUGCACUUUCUGGGUUUUCCGAGGUAGUCGGCAUGGAACAAGACAAAGCAGAAUGGGGAUUUAAAGCUCUGAAGCAAACUGUCAAGCUUUAUUAUAGACUUGGAAGAUAUAAAGAGAUGAUGGAAGCCUACAGGGAGAUGUUGACAUAUAUCAAAUCAGCAGUGACCCGUAACUAUAGUGAAAAAUGCAUAAACAGCAUUAUGGACUAUGUGUCUGGUUCGGCUAGCCAGAAUUUUGGCCUUCUGCAGGAGUUCUACCAAACAACUCUUAGAGCUCUUGAAGAAGCAAAGAAUGAGAGAUUGUGGUUUAAGACAAAUUUGAAGCUGUGUAAGAUUUUCUUUGACAUUGGGGAAUAUGGACGGAUGAGUAAGAUCCUUAAGGAACUUCACAAAUCUUGUCAAAGAGAGGAUGGUACAGAUGACCAUAAGAAAGGAACUCAACUUUUGGAGGUUUAUGCAAUUGAAAUUCAAAUGUACACAGAGACCAAGAACAACAAAAAACUCAAGCAACUUUACCAGAAAGCACUUACUAUUAAGUCUGCAAUUCCCCAUCCAAGGAUAAUGGGGAUAAUCCAUGAAUGUGGGGGUAAAAUGCACAUGGCAGAGCGCCAGUGGGCUGAAGCAGCUACGGAUUUCUUUGAAGCUUUCAAGAAUUAUGAUGAAGCUGGGAACCAGAGGCGUAUCCAAUGCUUGAAGUACCUCGUUCUUGCCAACAUGUUGAUGGAGUCUGAAGUAAAUCCAUUUGAUGGGCAGGAAGCUAAGCCAUACAAGAAUGACCCUGAGAUAUUGGCAAUGACAAAUCUCAUAGCAGCCUAUCAACGGAAUGAAAUAUUGGAAUUUGAGAAAAUCCUGAAGAGUAACAGACGAACCAUCAUGGAUGAUCCAUUUAUCAGAAAUUACAUUGAGGAUUUGCUAAAGAAUAUCAGAACACAGGUCCUGCUGAAACUCAUCAAACCAUAUACAAGAAUCAGGAUCCCAUUUAUAUCUAAGGAACUUAAUGUACCUGAGCAUGAUGUUGAGCAGCUACUGGUGUCACUUAUUUUGGAUAACAGAAUUCAAGGACACAUUGAUCAAGUGAAUCGGCUCUUGGAACGCUCUGAUAAGUCGAAAGGAAUGAAGAAGUAUACAGCUGUGGACAAAUGGAAUACACAACUUAAAUCUCUUUAUCAAACUAUCAACAACAGAGUUGGUUAA
This is a messenger RNA of Lathyrus sativus (Indian pea), 1320 nucleotides long. NCBI's taxonomy places the organism in Eukaryota, Viridiplantae, Streptophyta, Magnoliopsida, Fabales, Fabaceae. The record is from the annotation of a GenBank genome assembly.